Molecule: messenger RNA, 1240 nt
Organism: Dromaius novaehollandiae (emu)
Lineage: Eukaryota; Metazoa; Chordata; Aves; Casuariiformes; Dromaiidae
Gene: NAT9
Product: N-acetyltransferase 9 (putative)
Exons: 7
Coding region: 108-794 (228 amino acids)
Molecular function (GO): N-acetyltransferase activity
Source: RefSeq, a predicted model, not a curated record
GGAGGCGGGGGAGGUGCCGCGCAUGCGCGGGAGGGCGGUGGGUGGGGUAGACCUGGCCGCCGCAGGGCUCCAGGUGAUGCUGUCCCAUCCCCCUGGCCCCACUGGAGAUGCGAGUGACAUGUCAGGUCUCUCCUGCAGUGCGAGGCCAUGAAGAUCAACCAGAACACAGUGCUUCAAGGAAAGAGGGUGACUCUGGUGCCGUACACUUCUGCACAUGUGCCCCGUUUCUGGCUCUUGUCAGGUACCAUGCGUGGAUGAAAUCGGAGGAGCUGCAGCGCCUGACAGCAUCUGAACCAUUGAGCCUGGAGCAGGAGUAUGAGAUGCAGCGCAGCUGGCGGGAGGACACAGACAAGUGCACAUUCAUUGUGCUGGACACGGAGCGGUGGUCGGGGCAGGCGUGUGCGGAUGAGGACUGCAUGGUGGGGGAUGUGAAUUUGUUCCUCACCGACUUUGAGGAUCCAACUUUGGGCGAGAUUGAAAUUAUGAUUGCAGAGCCCAGCUACCGUGGCAGAGGAUUUGGCAAGGAGGCAACUCUGAUGAUGAUGUCCUAUGGAGUGACAAACCUGGGGAUCACCAAAUUUGAGGCAAAGAUUGGCCAGGAGAAUGAAGCCAGUAUCUGCAUGUUCAAAAAGCUUCAUUUCAAGGAGGUAGCUGUGAAUAGCAUCUUCCAAGAGGUGACGUUGAGGCUGGAUGUGAGCGACCAAGAGAAACAUUGGCUCCUGGAACAGACAAACCACGUGAAGGAGAAAAGCUAUACUGAACUAAAGCUGCCAGCUGUGGUGCUGGAGACCUGAUGGAUAGAUACAUCCAGACACAGGCCUGGUUUGCCAGGAGGAGGAGUUGGACACUGUUGCAAGGUCUGAGCACGGAAGAUACCAAUAGGCCAGCAUUGCGCUUCACUGUUUUUAUCUGUCUGGUUGGUUACUUUGCGAUCUUGUCAACUUUGCACUUUGUUGCAACAGCCAGAAAUACUGCCUUAAAUUUGGACCUCAAGAACAGCCAUUAGUUCAUAGACUUGACUAGGAAUGGCCCUUUCAAACCUCAGACUGACUGUCCCAGCAGAACCUACAGCCACCAGCAGUGAAUUGAUUCCUAAUGCAGCCAGUCUCUGGACAAGCAGCACCCUGUGUUCCUACUUAUGCUGUCCUUAGAGCAGAAUUCAUCAGUUCUACAGAGGGAAGCUAAAUGCUCUGGUAGCUCAGUUUGUUUUCUCUUGAAUAAAAACCUGACAAAAAUCUGA